Molecule: messenger RNA, 8430 nt
Organism: Ctenocephalides felis (cat flea)
Lineage: Eukaryota; Metazoa; Arthropoda; Insecta; Siphonaptera; Pulicidae
Gene: Ufd4
Product: E3 ubiquitin-protein ligase Ufd4
Exons: 31
Coding region: 119-8350 (2743 amino acids)
Biological process (GO): anatomical structure development; proteasome-mediated ubiquitin-dependent protein catabolic process; protein K63-linked ubiquitination
Cellular component (GO): nuclear speck
Molecular function (GO): metal ion binding; ubiquitin protein ligase activity; protein binding
Source: RefSeq, a predicted model, not a curated record
GUAUAAUAAAAUCAUGGAUAUGUAAUAUAUUUAAGAUUUGUUUUGGCGUUUGGAGGCUCUACCACCAUUGCGGGAGUACAGCAGGUCUGAUCUAUCAAGACCCACUCAACCAGCAGCAAUGGGUGAUGUGGAUCCUGAAACAUUGCUGGAAUGGCUCUCCAUGGGCCAGGGCGAUGAAAGAGAAAUGCAGUUAAUUGCCCUGGAACAAUUAUGUAUGCUCCUGUUGAUGUCAGAUAAUGUAGAUCGAUGUUUCGAGAGUUGUCCUCCUCGAACGUUUCUCCCCGCACUAUGCAAGAUAUUUCUGGACGAAAUGGCUCCCGAGAGCGUGCUUGAAGUGACUGCACGCGCUCUCACCUAUUACCUGGACGUGAGUGCUGAAUGCACCAGGCGUAUUGUCGCGGUCGAAGGCGCUGUCAAAGCCGUCUGCGGACGAUUGGCGGUCGCCGAACUUGCUAGCCGUGCCAGCAAAGAUCUAGCUGAGCAAUGCAUAAAGGUUCUGGAGCUAAUCUGCACCCGCGAAGCUGGUGCUGUGUUCGAGGGCGGUGGUUUGACAUGUGUAUUGACGUUUAUUAGAGAAAGUGGUUCACAGGUACAUAAAGAUACCCUGCAUUCAGCUAUGGCUGUUGUAUCUCGUUUGUGCAGUAAGAUGGAACCCCAAGAUGCAUCUUUGCCAGAUGUUGUUGAAAGCUUAAGCACAUUACUCAGACAUGAGGAUUUGCAUGUUGCUGAUGGAGCUCUCAGAUGCUUUGCUUCUGUGGCCGAUCGGUUUACACGUAGAGGCGUUGAUCCUGCCCCGCUUGCUGAACAUGGUUUGGUUAGUGAAUUAUUAGCUAGACUGGGAAAUGCUGCUGGCCCUGCUAUAACAGGCGCAAUUUCUGUAGGACCGGUUUCAGCCUCUGGUAGUUCUCAGGCCCUUAUGGUGCCUCCAGCACAGGAGCAUCAUCAUGAUCAAACAAGAUCAGGAAGUGUUGGAACAGUUAUAUCCUUACUUUCCACUUUAUGCAGAGGCUCUCCUACUAUCACACAUGAUUUAUUACGUUCUGCGCUACCAGAGGCUUUGGAGCAUGCACUUCAAGGUGAUGAGCGUUGCACCUUGGAUUGCAUGCGUUUAGCAGAUUUACUGAUGCUUUUGUUGUUCGAGGGUCGACGCGCUCUUGGUCGCCCUUCGGCUGCUUUGGUCGCCAGCACAUCCAGUACUGGUACUCACCUCAUCCCUAGAUUAAGGCGUAUGGACUCUGUUGGUGAAAAGACCCACCGGCAACUCAUUGAUUGUAUAAGAUCUAAAGAUACAGAUGCUCUUAUUGAAGCUAUUGAUAGUGGCGGAGUUGAGGUAAACUUCAUGGAUGAUGUGGGCCAAACAUUAUUGAAUUGGGCUUCAGCUUUUGGCACACAAGGAAUGGUAGAUUUUCUAUGUGAAAGAGGUGCUGAUGUAAAUAAAGGUCAGCGUAGCUCAUCAUUGCAUUAUGCUGCUUGUUUUGGUCGCCCAGGGAUAGCAAAGGUACUUCUGCGUUAUGGUGCUAAUCCUGAUUUAAGAGAUGAAGAUGGCAAGACACCACUUGAUAAAGCAAGGGAGAGAGUUGAUGAAGGCCAUCGUGAUGUGGCCGCCAUAUUACAAUCACCUGGUGAAUAUAUGGUACCUAUAGAAAGACCAGCUAUUGGAAUGAAUAAAACAGUCUCUGGUGGAACUUUGUCUGAAUGCAAAGGAACAGGAGAAGUUGGUGAUUCUGCCAUUUUGGGAAAUUCAGAGGCAAUAGAUCAAAUAGAAUCCAAUCCACAAUCCAAUUAUGAACUUAAAGGAGACCCUGAAAUGGCACCUCUUUAUGUCAAAAGAUUAUUGCCAGUCUUUUGCAAUACUUUUCAGUCAACAAUGCUGGCUAGUGUGCGUAAGGCUAGUUUAGGUCUUAUUCGGAAAAUGGUGCAUUAUGCGCAGCCUGAAUUGCUGAGUGAACUAUGUACUGUUGAUAUGAAUGUUGGAACUAUAUUGGUCGAAGUCAUUGCAACGGUUUUGGACAAUGAGGAUGACGAUGAAGGACAUCUAGUUGUAUUAGGAAUCAUAGAAGAACUUAUGUGCAAGGUGCCAGAAGUAUUCUUAGAUCACUUUGCUCGCUUAGGUGUUUUUGCAAAAGUACAAAUGCUAGCAGGCCCUCAAGAUCAAUCGAUAGAAACAGAAAUAAAAAAUGAUGUGGAAAUCACACAGGCUCAAGCAGAGACAGAUGGAAGUGAGGACGCUAAAGAAAUUUUGCCAGGAAGAGCAUAUCAUUGGCGUGACUGGUGUGUGUGCAGAGGAAGAGAUUGUCUCUAUGUAUGGUCUGAUGCAGCAGCUUUGGAACUUUCGAAUGGUUCAAAUGGAUGGUUUCGAUUCAUACUGGAUGGUAAAUUAGCUACAAUGUACUCUAGUGGCAGUCCCGAAGGAGGCACUGAUAGUUCAGAAAAUCGUGGCGAAUUUCUGGAAAAACUUCAACGAGCUCGAUCAGCUGUAAAGCCCAAUGUAAGUUCGCAACCAAUUCUGUCCAAACCAGGUCCUGUAAGACUGGUUGUUGGAAACUGGGCAUUAGCUAGUAAGAAGGAACAAGAAUUACACAUUCAUAAUUCUGAUGGACAUCAACAAAGUACAAUACUGAAAGACGAUUUACCAGGGUUUAUUUUUGAAAGUAACCGAGGCACCAAGCACUCAUUUAUCGCCGAAACCAGCCUUGGUCCUGAAUUCACAUUAAGCUGGAUAAAUAAACGCAAUAAACGUCUGCGUUCCAAAGCAGAGGCUGUGAAAGUCCAAAUUAAAACUCUAGCCAGUGAUCUUUAUAAUAGAUAUUUCAAGGCAGCUCAAGCUGUACCUCGGGGUGCAGUUGCCAAAUUAGUUGCAAUAGUUUCACAAAUUGAAAAAGCGUGUCUCAAGCAGUAUCAAAGUGCAAUAUCGGAGUGCAAGGAUACAGGGGAAAAUGACUGGCGUCAUAUUUUGGAGACUGCUUUAGGUGAUCUAUUGAGCAUUCUUUAUGAAGAUGGUAUUGUCAGUGCUUAUGAAUUGCAGAGUUCAGGAUUAGUUCAAUCACUGUUAACGCUUCUUUCAGUUAAUUAUUGGUGUCAAGGUUUGCCAACAAACAAAGCCGCAAAACUUCAGCGACAACGUGUUGCUUUAUUCAAACAAUGUUUUCAAGAAGGAGUUAACAAUAUAAUGAACAAAGGUGAACAAUUUGAUAUCAGUCCUAAGCCAGCCAGCAUCCUCGUUCAAAAAUUAGUGUCUGUUCUUGAGAGCAUUGAAAAAUUGCCCAUAUACACCUAUGAUACACCUGGGACAGGUUAUGGUUUGCAAAUUUUGACAAGGCGUUUAAGAUUUCGAUUAGAAAAAUCUGCAUCAGAAACUACUUUGCUGGAUCGAACAGGAAGAAAUUUAAAGAUGGAGCCCUUAAGUACAGUUGCUCAACUGGAAAAGUACUUAUUGAAAAUGGUAGCAAAGCAGUGGUAUGAUAUGGAGCGUAGUACAUUUACUUAUUUGAAGAAGUUGAAAGAUUCUAAAAUGACAUUUAGACAUCAACAGGAUUUUGAUGAGAAUGGUCUAAUUUAUUAUAUAGGCUCUAAUGGUAAAACUACUGAUUGGGUGAACCCAGGACAAUACGGACUUGUUGUUGUAUUCAGUUCUGAUGGAAAGAGUUUACCUUACGGAAAGUUAGAAGAUAUAUUAUCACGAGAUAAUGUCUCUAUUAAUUGCCACACAAAUGAUGACAAAAGAGCCUGGUUCAGUAUAGAUUUGGGUGUGUUUAUAAUUCCUACCGCUUAUACUUUACGCCACGCUCGCGGAUAUGGAAGAUCAGCACUUCGAAAUUGGUUGUUCCAAAUGUCUAGAGACGGUGUGACUUGGACUACAUUGUAUGUCCACUCUGAUGAUAAAAGUCUAUUUGAACCUGGCAGUACUGCCACAUGGCCAAUAGAAGUCACGCUUGAUGAAACUCAAGGAUACAGACACGUACGUAUUCAGCAAAAUGGUAAAAAUGCAUCUGGGCAGACUCAUUACUUAAGCCUCUCUGGUUUUGAGAUUUAUGGGCAAGUUGUAUCAGUCUGUGAAGAUUUAGGAAAAGCUGCAAAAGAGAUUGAAGCACGUAUUAAGAAAGAAAGAAGAUUGUUGCGUAGUCAGAUAAAACAUAUUCAACCAGGAGCUCGAGUUGUGCGUGGCAUUGAUUGGAAAUGGCGUGAUCAAGAUGGCUCACCACCUGGUGAGGGAACUAUCACUGGUGAUAUUCACAAUGGAUGGAUUGAUGUAAAAUGGGACCAUGGAAUACGAAAUUCUUAUCGUAUGGGUGCCGAAGGCAAAUAUGACUUGCGUCUACUUAAUUACGACCAUGACGUAGUUGUCUGCAAACCUUUAGCUUUACCUCUUCAUAAUAAAAAAAGUGAUGGCGAUAAUAAUAAGACUAGUGUUUUAACCAGCCGAAAAUCCAGCUCUACGCCCAGCUUACCCGAAGCAACUGAUGGACAGAUCAAGAAUUCUGUUGCAUCUACAGAACAGGCAGCUUCUGCCGAUAAUUUGGCAGCAAAACAAGCCGCCGAAGCGAUUGCAGAGAGUGUACUUUCAUGCGCUCGAGCUGAGAUAGCUGUAAGUUCUGAUGGAUCAGCUAAUAAUCAGACUGAAGUAUCUGUUGUGGUGCAUUCCUUAAGAGAAAGAGAGCCGCACAAUGAUCUAUCAGCUAUAAAUAAUUCCACACAAGCUUUAAACAGCAGUAUAUCUACUGAUCUUGAAACUAUUGUGGAAAGUCUGAUUUUAAAUGAGGCAAUGCCCACUAAAAACACAGCUAGUUCUAGUAACAAUAAUCAAUUGCGCAGGCAACAGAGUUCCUCAGAUGAUAACAAAGCUUCCAAGUCUUCAAAUAACCAAAAGAGUAGUAUUGUAUCUAGCAACUCCACCAAUAAUUUAAACAAAUCUUCAUAUAGGCAUAAGUUGAGCAAUAGUGUUGUGCAACAAAAUAUUUCAUCCUUGGACCAUGGAUUGUUGAGUGCGGAGGCUGUAGAAGUAUUAGAUAAAAUGCGAGAAGGAACUGAUUUAUUUAGAAACAACACGAACAAUAUUUUAUCUAGCGAUCUGUUACAGCUUCCUCCAGGUAUUUUAAUGGGUAAUACAGCCAAUUCUCUAGGCCUUAUGGCCGCAACUUUAGCGCCGUCUCUUAGAAUAUCGGUUGCUUCUCAUAACGAUCAGAACACUGAAAAUUCAUCCGAAAAUUCGCGUAUGUCAGCUUUCAGAUACAAGAAAAGUUCAGGAUCGAUUGAUAAAUAUUCAAAUAAACAAGUCGAUGAAGGAUGUACUGGAAGUGGUAAAGAUGAUGCUGAGUUGAACGCGAGGAAUAGUACUAACAAUUCCAAUCCAAUGAGUGUUAGUGUACCAAACUUAGCAAGUGAAAGCAAUAAUCAAAUUGAAACUACCUCAACUGCUGGACUGUUAGAAACGUUUGCAGCAAUGGCUAGACGCAGAACGUUAGGAAGCGUAAUAUCUCAGGUGGGCGGCGGCAGUGCUACCGCAACGACCACUGCACAAUCACAGCCUACCACAGGAGGCGUAUCAAACGUGAUCGCCAAUUGCCAGACAUCAAAUAAUCAGCAUUCUGGCGGCGGCGUGACCGGAUCCUUCUUUCCUCGAGGACCCAAUUCCGUUUCUAGUCUGGUGCGUUUGGCUUUAUCAAGUAAUUUCCACGGAGGUUUUCUUAGCACUGCUCAGAGCUAUCCAAGUCUGACCAGCAAUAUUAACAAUGCCGGAGCAAAUAACUCGCAGAGUAUCUCUAAUAAUGAAAAUCAAGUUCCAUGUCUUAGUCAAGCACUAACUAUGAGUUUGACUUCAACUAGCAGUGACAGCGAGCAGGUAUCCUUAGAAGACUUCUUAGAAUCUUGUAGAGCACCUACAUUGCUUGGUGAGCUGGAAGAUGACGAAGAAAUUGAGGAUGAGGAUAAUGACGACGAUGAGAACGAGGAUGAUGAAGAUUAUGAUGAAGUCAGUCAGGUCAUGGUCUCACGUAAUCUGCUUUCAUUUAUGGAAGAUGAAGGUUUUGAAACUAGAGCUACCCCAGCGGUGGCUCCCCCGGGAUCUAAACGUAGGUCUUGGGAUGAUGAAUUUGUAUUAAAGAGACAAUUUUCUGCCUUGAUACCGGCAUUUGAUCCUAGGCCCGGUCGCACAAAUAUCAAUCAAACUACAGAUAUUGAAGUACCAGCACCAGACGCCGGUGCCGAAUCUCCUAUUCCAGGGCUUGAUGGUGAUGGGCCUGCAAAACCCCAAUUACAACUUAUUCUCAAAGGACCCAAUUUACCAGGGGUGCCUGAUAUUGAAAUUCCAUUGGAAUCGUGCGAAUGGAGUAUAUUCCGGGCUGUACAAGAGCUGAUUCAACUUUCUGAAAUUGGAUCCAAGCAAGAUAAACAACGAAGAGUUUGGGAACCUACGUACACCAUAAUUUAUCGAGAAGCCCGUGACGAAGAUGCGGAUGAAGGAGGCCGUAUGACACCUCUUGUAACUUUAUACUCACGAAGCGGUGCUAGUUCCAUAGCCGGUACUACUUUAUCACCUUCCUCUCCAUCACAGCAAAAUGCACAACAAAACACAUCAUGUACAGUUGAAGAUGUUUUACAACUGCUGCGACAUCUAUUUGUUGUCACCAGUUCGGACGGCAUAGCUCUUUCACCUGAUCUAUUUACGAGCAAGAAAAUUACAAAUAAAUUACUACAGCAAAUACAAGAGCCCCUGGUUUUGGCAAGUGGUGCCCUUCCCCAAUGGUGUGAAGAACUAAAUCAAUGCUGUUCUUUUCUAUUUCCUUUUGAGACUAGGCAGUUGUAUUUUAAUUGCACUGCUUUUGGGGCUUCAAGGAGUAUAGUUUGGCUACAAACUCAACGUGAUGUGUCACUAGAAAGGCAAAGAACACCAGGGUUAAGUCCGCGAAGAGAUGAUCCACAUGAAUUCAGGGUUGGACGCCUUAAACAUGAGCGUGUUAAAGUACCUCGUGGUUCAGGACUGCUAGAUUGGGCUGUGCAAGUAAUGAAACUUCAUUGCACUCGUAAAUCUAUUCUGGAAGUGGAGUUCUCUGGAGAAGAAGGCACAGGUCUUGGUCCAACAUUGGAAUUCUAUGCAUUAGUUGCAGCAGAACUACAAAGGCGUGAUCUUGGUUUGUGGAUAUGUGAUGACGAUGAAACUAAGUCACAGGGAUCAAUUGAUCUGGGAGAAGGUGUGAAACCAAUAGGUUAUUAUGUAAGACGUGAAGCCGGCUUAUUCCCAGCGCCUCUACCUCAGAAUUCUGAAGCCUGUACAAAAGCUGUGAAAUACUUUUGGUUCCUGGGAGUUUUUCUUGCCAAAGUAUUACAAGAUAAUCGUCUAGUUGAUUUUCCAUUAUCUCAAAGCUUUCUCAGGUUAAUGUGUCAUGGUGAGAUACAAGAUACUGUUAAUAAUAGGAUAAGAAAUAGGAGAAAAGUUGAUGAUAUAAUGACAUCAAGCUUAACGAAUUCUGAAGCAAGCAGUAAAAAUGCCGAUCAGGGCUCAGAAACUUCUGGAUUUUAUGGUGUUUUGGAAGAUAAAAUGCCAUGGUACUAUGGUGUUUUAUCAUUGGAUGAUUUGAAAGAGCUUGAUCCUGUCAGAGCAGAAUUUUUAUUACAAUUAAAAAAUCUAAUUAAAAGAAAGAAAUCAAUUGAAAGCGAUUCUACUUUGACCGCAGAUCAAAAAUCUAAAAAAAUAUGUGAUUUAAAAUUAAAUACAAACUCUGGAGAAGUAGAUAUAUCUGAUUUGACACUUACGUUCACUUAUAUGCCUAGCUCUAGAGUAUUUGGUUUUGAUCAUGUAGAACUCAUACCAAAUGGUGCAGAUAUAGAAGUAACUAUUGAAAAUUUAGAGCAGUAUAGUGACCUAACAAUUAGUUUUUGCUUAGAUGAAGGUAUAAGGAAACAAUUGGAUGCUUUCCAUAAAGGGUUUUCACAGGUGUUCCCAAUGGAAAAAUUAUCAGCAUUUAGUUCACAAGAAAUUCGUGUCAUGCUUUGUGGUGAUCAGCAUCCUCAAUGGACUAGAGAAGAUCUAUUAAACUAUACUGAACCUAAGCUUGGUUACACAAAAGAAAGUCCUGGUUUCUUGCGUUUUGUAAAUGUUCUUUUGGAUAUGUCUGGAGAAGAACGCAAAGCAUUCCUGCAGUUUACAACUGGAUGUAGUUCCUUGCCACCUGGAGGUUUAGCUAAUCUUCACCCCCGAUUGACAAUUGUUAGAAAAGUGGAUGCCGGUGAAGGCUCCUAUCCUUCAGUUAACACUUGUGUUCAUUAUCUUAAGCUUCCGGAUUAUCCGACGGAGCAAUUAUUAAAGGAGAGGUUAUUGGCAGCCACACAAGAAAAGGGCUUCCAUUUAAAUUAAUUGAAUGGAAGUGACUGUAUUUCUUACUUUAAUGUAUUAUUUUUUGUCAUUUAAGUAAUAUUUUUUAUCAUAAACAAUAC